Molecule: messenger RNA, 468 nt
Organism: Thelazia callipaeda (thelaziosis nematode)
Lineage: Eukaryota; Metazoa; Nematoda; Chromadorea; Rhabditida; Thelaziidae
Source: the annotation of a GenBank genome assembly
GUCAAUACUGAUAAGCAAAGUUCUCUUUUAUCAGCAUCGCCUCAACCUGCCUGCAAUUCACCGCCAGGCGAUCCAGUUGUUUCAUCCACUGAGACUUCCUUUACUCCUUCUAGCUCAAUUCUUCCUCGUCUUUCAUCGUCUGACAAUAUCACUGUGAUUGAAUAUGACGAAAGUGAUAGUGAUGAAGAAGAUGAAGGCUCAGAUUUGCAAUCAACCGGAGAUUCACUUCCAUCAAGUUCAAGUUCAGUUGGCCAGUCAACUUCAAAUUUGAGUAGUAGUCAGUCGUCAAGUGAUGACCAAGAUGACGUUAGUAGCACGUCCGGUGAUCACGAACCGUUUCCGGCUUCUGUUGACGACAUGAAUAACGAUGAGGCUAGUAUCACAUUUCAUAUGAUUGAGACAAAAGUUUUAACCUACUUAUUUACAGUUGAAGUUGCCAGUAUCUUUUGUCAUCGAAAGUUUGGCUGA